AACAGAAAGGAAAUCAAAACCACCUGCCUGCCUCACCGCCCAGAAACUCAGCCUUUGGGACAGUAAGACGCUGAGAGGCUGUGGGCCUCCUCCAAUGCUCAGAUGCUGAGAAGGAAGCAUUAGGUGAUGCCAAAAUGGGCUUCCUGAGAAACACCACCUCUUCCUCAUCCCCAAAGGAGGUUUCUGCUCACUGGCCUCUCCCACUGUCUCAGGCAGGGUUCUGACGACCCUGCUGUCACACCCGCCAUCCCUUGGACGCAGACCCUUCUAGCCGAUUACAUCAAUGGGUUCCCGGGAGACACCUUCUUCUUGCUCUAAGACCCUUGAAACCUUGGACCUGGAGACUUCCGACAGCUCUAGCCCUGAUGCUGACAGUCCUCUGGAAGAGCAAUGGCUGAAAUCCUCCCCAGCCCUGAAGGAGGACAGUGUGGAUGUGGUACUGGAAGACUGCAAAGAGCCUCUGUCCCCCUCCUCGCCUCCGACAGGCAGAGAGAUGAUCAGGUACGAAGUCAAAGUGAACCGACGGAGCAUUGAAGACAUCUGCCUCUGCUGUGGAACUCUCCAGGUGUACACUCGGCACCCCUUGUUUGAGGGAGGGUUAUGUGCCCCAUGUAAGGAUAAGUUCCUGGAGUCCCUCUUCCUGUAUGAUGAUGAUGGACACCAGAGUUACUGCACCAUCUGCUGUUCCGGGGGUACCCUGUUCAUCUGUGAGAGCCCCGACUGUACCAGAUGCUACUGUUUCGAGUGUGUGGACAUCCUGGUGGGCCCCGGGACCUCAGAGAGGAUCAAUGCCAUGGCCUGCUGGGUUUGCUUCCUGUGCCUGCCCUUCUCACGGAGUGGACUGCUGCAGAGGCGCAAGAGGUGGCGGCACCAGCUGAAGGCCUUCCAUGAUCAAGAGGGAGCGGGCCCUAUGGAGAUAUACAAGACAGUGUCUGCAUGGAAGAGACAGCCAGUGCGGGUACUGAGCCUUUUUAGAAAUAUUGAUAAAGUACUAAAGAGUUUGGGCUUUUUGGAAAGCGGUUCUGGUUCUGGGGGAGGAACGCUGAAGUACGUGGAAGAUGUCACAAAUGUCGUGAGGAGAGACGUGGAGAAAUGGGGCCCCUUUGACCUGGUGUACGGCUCGACGCAGCCCCUAGGCAGCUCUUGUGAUCGCUGUCCCGGCUGGUACAUGUUCCAGUUCCACCGGAUCCUGCAGUAUGCGCUGCCUCGCCAGGAGAGUCAGCGGCCCUUCUUCUGGAUAUUCAUGGACAAUCUGCUGCUGACUGAGGAUGACCAAGAGACAACUACCCGCUUCCUUCAGACAGAGGCUGUGACCCUCCAGGAUGUCCGUGGCAGAGACUACCAGAAUGCUAUGCGGGUGUGGAGCAACAUUCCAGGGCUGAAGAGCAAGCAUGCGCCCCUGACCCCAAAGGAAGAAGAGUAUCUGCAAGCCCAAGUCAGAAGCAGGAGCAAGCUGGACGCCCCGAAAGUUGACCUCCUGGUGAAGAACUGCCUUCUCCCGCUGAGAGAGUACUUCAAGUAUUUUUCUCAAAACUCACUUCCUCUUUAGAAAUGAAUCACCAUAAGAUGAAAGUCUUUCCUAGAACCAGGGCAGAUUUCUUCCUAAGGUCUCUUCCCUCCACAGUUUUCUCUGGUUUGCUUUCAGGCCUUCGGGUUUCUCUCCUGUUUGAUUGCCAGGAUGCCUCUGUGCAGCUCACUUUGCGGGGUGGGAGGUGCCUACGGCUCUGCACAAGUUCCCGGUGGGAUAACCUGCCAUGUUUCUCUGAAACUGUGUGUACCUGUUGUGAAGUUUUUCAAAUAUAUCAUAGGAUUGUUACUGGUA
Mus musculus (house mouse) is the source of this 1822-nucleotide messenger RNA. It is a transcript of the gene Dnmt3l, whose product is annotated as DNA methyltransferase 3-like. The record is from RefSeq and is marked reviewed. NCBI's taxonomy places the organism in Eukaryota, Metazoa, Chordata, Mammalia, Rodentia, Muridae. Gene Ontology annotation, molecular function: enzyme binding; enzyme activator activity. Bases 284 to 1549 code for a protein of 421 amino acids. Gene Ontology annotation, biological process: gamete generation; DNA methylation-dependent constitutive heterochromatin formation; negative regulation of gene expression, epigenetic. The transcript is spliced from 14 exons. Gene Ontology annotation, cellular component: catalytic complex; nucleus.